This is a messenger RNA of Eublepharis macularius, 2320 nucleotides long. RefSeq names its product transcription cofactor HES-6-like. Gene Ontology annotation, molecular function: protein dimerization activity; RNA polymerase II cis-regulatory region sequence-specific DNA binding; DNA-binding transcription factor activity, RNA polymerase II-specific. The record is from RefSeq and is a predicted model, not a curated record. Lineage: Eukaryota; Metazoa; Chordata; Lepidosauria; Squamata; Eublepharidae. The transcript has 4 exons. Bases 163 to 858 code for a protein of 231 amino acids. Gene Ontology annotation, cellular component: nucleus. Gene Ontology annotation, biological process: regulation of neurogenesis; anterior/posterior pattern specification; regulation of transcription by RNA polymerase II.
GGGCUGGGGCGGCGGCUCCGCGAGGGGCGGGGAGCGGGGUUGAGGCGGUCCGGGCGCAGGUAGGCAGGCGAGCCCCCUCCUCCGUGUGCGACUCUCCUGCCGCUCCCCUCCCCGCCGGCCCCCUCGUCCUCCUGCCUUUGCUGCGUCGCCCGCGAGCCGAGCAUGGCGCCCUCCUUUCGGCCCAGCAAGAGCCGCCCGAGCCGGGACGAGGAGGAUUUCUGCGAGGCCAGAGGAGACAGGAAGGCGCGGAAGCCGCUUGUGGAGAAGAAGCGGCGGGCGCGCAUCAACGAGAGCCUGCAGGAGCUGCGGCUGAUCCUGGCGGACACCGAGUUGCAGGCGAAGAUGGAGAACGCCGAGGUGCUGGAGCUGACGGUGAAGCGGGUGCGAGGGAUCCUACAGAGCAAGGCGCUGGAUAGCGACAAACUGCAGCGGGAGGCCAGUGAGCGCUUUGCAGCUGGGUACAUUCAGUGCAUGCAUGAAGUGCAUACAUUUGUUUCCAACUGCCCGGGGAUCGAUUCCACCGUCGCUGCAGAGCUGUUGAAUCAUCUUCUAGAGUCGAUGCCUCUGAAUGAAGGCAGUUUCCAGGACCUCAUUGUGGAUGUCUUGUCAGAUCCUUCUGUCAGCCAGUGGCCUAGUGGUGAUGGGUUACUCCAGAUACCUGGGGCAUCGCCUGGAGCUCUAAGCCUGCCCAGUCCCACUUCACCUCUUCUUUCACCUUCUCCCAGUGAAGAGGUUUGCUCAGAUCUCGAAGAUACAGAGGCUGAGCAAAGCCACAUCUCUUUGGAUGGACUGGACAGGUCUAGGACGCAAAAUGUGCCUUCCUCCAGCCUUUCCAAAUCUAUGUGGAGACCUUGGUAAUAAAGGAACUGCAACAAAGGAACCAACGAAGACCUACCUAAUAGGGAGAAUACUUGAGCACUGUGUUCUUCUAGCCAUUGGAACAUAGACGGUGAGGAUUUCAGAUGGUGCAUUUGUGUUGUAAUACUGUUUUUAAGGACUGUAUAGAUGGCAUUCUUACACUGUCAGACCCUGACAGGCUAAUAGCUGGAUGUGUUAACAUUUCAUCUGUAUGUGUGAGAGAUGAGUUUUGUAAGUCUGGGUUUCUUAAGGGUGUGGGGUUUAAAAGGAUGGAAGCGUGCAAGCAGAGCUCUUUUGGUGAUGAUACACAACAGUGUUUUGCAACUUAUUUUUGUUUCUUUUAUAUCUUAUUUUGGCCCUUAUAAGUGGCCCAGAUAUCACUACCUUUUUUUAUUAGAAAAAAGCUGUUGUGCAUUUGAAAACUUGAUGGUUUAAUCCAAAACAAGGUAUGAAGUUUAAGUGUCUGUGCACAACUUCAAAUGUUCUAGUGAUAGCAUAAAAAAGGAAAAAUCCCUGAAAGGGAUCGGUGAGGCUAGUUUAGUGGUCUAGGACCUCACCUUCAGUGAAGGAAGAGAAAACUAGAGGCCAGACUGGAAUUAGGUGAGCGUUUAAAUAUUGGUGGCAGGGUGCCUUCUAGAAUCAUGUCUUAUGCACAUCUUCUAGUACAUUUGGAUUUAUUUUGGUAUGUAUAUUAGCUUGUCAAAUGUUUUAUUUUUAAUCUUUUAAUAAAAAACUAAAUUCACCAAUGAUUGCAUGUAUUUUGGGGUGUGGCGCUUCUGCCCUGGAAAUUCACUUCAUGUUAGCAAUUAACCAGUAAUGUAUCUUUGAGUGCAAAUGUUGGUAAUUAAGCACUUAAUUCUUGUACUGUACUUGUCUGUUCAAGUAUGGGCAGUGGGAAUGUUUCAUUUGUUCAGGAUUCUUGGGUAAUGCAUUGGUGAUGGGUUUGGAGGUUUUUUUUGUUAAUUUGGGGUGCUAAAUUCCUAGGCUUGAUUAUGUAAAUUUCAGGUUGUUACUUAAUUGGCCUUUAUGAAUCUUUUUAAAGAAAAAAGCCCAUUCUACACUUGUGCUGCUCUGAGCCUGUGCACAUUCUCUUUGAAGUAAGCCCCACUGUGUUCAAGAGGGCUUUCUCCUAAGCUGGUGUACAUAGAAUUGCAGCCUGGUGAAACUUUCCUGUCUGAAUGGAAAAAACUUUAAUUAACAUGCAUUGGAGUAGAAAGCUCAGCUGAUCUGCUAUGGUGUUAGCCCUCCUCCAGGUGAAAUCAGUCUCUCUAUUUUGUGCUGUUUUGUGUUAUUACUUUUCCAUAGUGCUGUCAUUGUAACAUAAACCAAUGCUGUAAAGCUACUUAACACAUGGAAGUGUCCCAGCAUCAUAAAAGGGAGGGGUCAGAAGUAAGAUAGGGAACUAGCUAUGUAAUCUUCCUUUUUUGUUAAUCAUGUGGAAUAAUAAAAGUGGAAACUGUCA